ACGACCCACACGCAUAUACACGUUCUUUUGUAAAACCCUAAUUGUAUCUCCUUCUCCUCCUCCUAUACGCUUCUUCCUUCUAAACAAUCUCCUGUACUCUUCUCCUUUCCCAAUCCGUCAUCGAAACCCUCAAGGGUUUUGUUCCAUGGGAUUUUUCGGCGACCGGGGCAUGUAAAAUCUAUUUGUUUGAUUUUCUAGCAAGGGAGUGCACGAUUUUGACUAAUAGGUUGUUGCACGUUUAAAUCCAUUGGCGAUUAGGGUGUGUAGUUGCAUUUCUUGCAACCUACAGUUUUGGCGAUGACACUGUAGCGCUAAUUGGGGUUGUGUAUCAUCGGAUUAUUUGACGACUUUAGGGCUUAAACCCUAAAGAAUUUUGGUAUGAUCAGGUAAAAUGGUGUUGCCUUCAGAAAUUUGGUAUCGAGCAUCAAGAAAUUCGGUAUGAUCAGGCAAGAGGCAAGAUGGUGUUGCCAUCAGAACCUAAAAGGUCACCCCAAAUUAACAAAUCAUGUCGUUAACAUUUAGUCAAAGUGUAAAGUUGAGAGCAGGUGUUAACAAGAUCUCUAUGCUAAGCAUUUCUGUGGGCCUUGCGAAUGUGGGCAUGCAUUUUGAGACCUAUAAUGUGGGAAUUCUAGGACCAAUAACCUUGAAGGGGUUAAAUGAGGGUACAAGAGACUUGACAAAGCAACAAUGGUCUUACAAGCAGGUUGGUUUAAAAGGUGAAACGUUGAGUCUCGAUACACUUGAUGGGAGUUCGUCUGUUGAGUGGCUACAAGGAUCCCUUGUGGCUCAAAAGCAACCUCUUACUUGGUACAAGACUACUUUUAACGCUCCAGAAGGAAACGAUCCACUAGAUUUAGAUAUGAAUGGCAUGGGAAAAGGUCAAAUAUGGAUCAAUCGUGAGGGCCUCGGGAGAUACUGGCCCGCAAACAUAGCUCAUGGUAAUGAAAACAAAUGCAAUCGCUAUUGUGGAGACCCGUCUCAAAGAUGGUACUACUUAAUGUAUGGACACUUAGAGAACUUAGAUGAAGAAAUAAAAAGAAGGAGUUGCGACUUUCAUCUGUUGAAGGAGUUGAAGCGAAAUUAUGCGGGGUUCUAGAAACAUUAAAUGAAGAGGUGCUUGGGAAAAUGAUUACGCCACCAAAGAGGGGCGUACCAGUAAUUACAAGAAAUGACCUCUUUGAAGGGAAAUGCUUUCGGGUUUCCAACAUGAUUUGGUAUGUUGUCUGGUAUUCCCUUUAUUUUCUAAUUAAUAUUACAUAAAGAACCAAUGAGUCGAACAUGUUUUAAGUAUAUCACAAGCACGUCUCUGCAUUGUUGUCAAUAUUCUGCUAUAAUAAAAAUCGAUACCGGUGUUCGUUUUAAUAUGCAGUCAUGUAUAUUACAUGCGUGGAGAUGCAUAGAAAGAAGGCAAAAAUGAUGCUAUAGGUAAGCAUUCAUUAUACUUCACCCUUAAUUAAGAACGGCCUCUUUUAAAUAUAUUAAAAUUUUGAGGAUAACAAGCAGUUUUAGCAUUUCGAACAAAUUAAACCAUUGAUUGCAAAUUUGAUUUAACAAAACUAACCAUCGACUAAGCAAUGGGUCUAAGUAUUUGAACAAAUCAGAUCAUUGAUUGGGCAAAUCUGACCAGAGAUGAUGAAAACAUCUUUUAUCAUAGUGUUUAAAAGUUAUUGAGUUAAAUUAUUAUCUCAUUUUUUAGUAUUCUUAACAAUGAAGACCCUUGCAUAUGUGAUACACGUACAUUACGCAUUGGCUUUUGGUGAUCAACAGAUUGAUGUUUUCGCUCUGACAAGGUUUAGUUUUUGUUACUUUCCUCUUCUAAUUGGUUGAAGAUCUUAAAUUGCAUGUCUGCAUCUCAUGUGUUCGAUAGUAUGUUAUUGUUUUGUUCGUUGUUUGAUGGAUAUGAUUUGUUAUAUAUUCGGUCAAUGAUAUCCCUAUGAACAUGUAUUUUGCAGCCCUGAAGUUAUGCAGUUGUCGCAUUUACACUAACGUCUGUGGUAUGAAGGUUUGGGAUUCUGACCAGACUUCAAUUAAUUCCGACGAGUUCUGUGGUAUUCCCCGUUUUUCUUGUGUGUUUUACUUUUAGAUUGGAUCCUCACGAGUUUUAAUUGAUGGAAUGUGUGUUGGACAUAAAUGAAACCGGUUAGACUCUUUGAUAAAUUAAUUAUUUUUUAAUGUGUGUUUUACGAUUAGCGACAUGAAUUACAUGCAUUGGUGGUUUUGUAUAAUUUAACCAGAUAGUCUCUUUGAUGAUUUCUUUGAUAUGUUUUAUUUUGUAACAGAUGAAUCAGCAGAUAAAGAAAUGAGGAGAUAUAUAAAAGCUUCAAGUGAUGUUAUAAAAAUCAUUGAUAAGCUAUAUAUUUCUAGAAAGAUUACAUGGAUUGGUGAUUUUGUAUAAUUUAAGAUGGGUGAGUCAGAUUAUGCACAAAUCACAAUCUUGAAUUGAUUUCAUGUGAAAGUUGUAAUAAUCCUGUCUAGCAAACCACUUUUUCUUCUUACAUAAUUUUUUCUACUUUGUUAUGUAGUUGUGUAAAGAUCACUUUUGAUUCUUUAUAUAGUCGGACUUCUUAA
Helianthus annuus (common sunflower) is the source of this 2568-nucleotide messenger RNA. RefSeq names its product beta-galactosidase. Gene Ontology annotation, cellular component: vacuole; cell wall. Gene Ontology annotation, biological process: carbohydrate metabolic process. Bases 506 to 1096 code for a protein of 196 amino acids. NCBI's taxonomy places the organism in Eukaryota, Viridiplantae, Streptophyta, Magnoliopsida, Asterales, Asteraceae. The record is from RefSeq and is a predicted model, not a curated record. The transcript has 8 exons. Gene Ontology annotation, molecular function: beta-galactosidase activity.